Messenger RNA from Paecilomyces variotii, 2064 nucleotides. RefSeq lists its product as hypothetical. The transcript has 11 exons. Gene Ontology annotation, molecular function: ATP binding; ATP-dependent protein folding chaperone. The record is from RefSeq and is a predicted model, not a curated record. The coding region runs from base 1 to 2064 and encodes 687 amino acids. NCBI's taxonomy places the organism in Eukaryota, Fungi, Ascomycota, Eurotiomycetes, Eurotiales, Thermoascaceae.
AUGCCCAGUCUUCAGGUUGGUCUUGAUGACCUGGAAGAUACCAACCCAAAUACACCUAAAUACGAAGAAAGCAGCCCGGCAAAGAGAAAGGCAAAGAGUCGCAGCAAGGGCGCGAAAAAGGCUAUAAAAGAAAAUAGCGAUUCACCCUCCACCAGUGCUCCUAGCUCUUCCACAACAGAACGGACUUCUAUGAUCGUCGGCGUCGAUUUUGGAACAACAUUCUCAGGCAUUAGCACAGUGAACUCGACAGACGACGUAGGUCUAGUGAAAGUGAUGCGUAACUGGCCCGGACUCAGCGAGAACUACGAUAAAGUUCCGUCCACUAUCUCCUAUGACAACGAAACGCCGAACUCGCCUUGUCGCUGGGGAUAUCAAGUUGGAGGAGAGAUGAAAUCUUCUACCUGGUUCAAGUUGCUCUUGGUCCAAGAUGCAGCCACGGAAGAACAUGACGACCCGUUGUUACGCCAAUGUGCCGGCAAAGGCCUUAUGCGGACCGUUGCGGGCAAACAACCUUCAGAAAUUUGUCGGGACUAUUUACGUUGUCUCUAUAAUCAUGUUUUAGAGACGCUGAAAAUGGAAUGCAGUGCGUCGGUACUUGGACUGACGCGACUACAUUUUGUCCUAGCAACGCCCGCAGGAUGGAAAGAUCAUGAAAGGGCUAGAAUCGAAAUCGCAGCCAAAUUAGCCGGCUUUGGCACUCGUCCAAAUGACAAAAUCACACUUGUUACAGAACCAGAGGCAGCUGCUUUAGCAGCAUUCGAUAAUUACCAGAGGAGGUUCGGCUUGAACAGUCCUCUCAAGGAAAAUACUCAUUCAAUAGUGGUUGACAUGGGUGGAGGCACUGUGGACCUUAUCACUUACAAGAUUACCGAUACCAAGCCAUUUACAGUCGAAGAGGCCUGCGUCGGGACAAGUGCGAAAUGUGGAGGCACCACUAUCGACCGCAACUUCCAUAUGUGGAUGGAAACGUCGUUUGGCGACGCUUUUAAAAAAACACCUGCCAUGCGGGUUGGACCUGGAAGUCAAUUUAUGGCAGGAUUUGAAAAGCUCAAGAGACAAUUCGACGGUGUUAGCGAAGGGCCAUUUCGUGUCUGCCUGCAUAUGAAACACGCAAAUUGCCAACGGUAUGCACGCGCCUACAACGAAGUGAUCAUAAGCAGAGAUGAGUUCGCUUCGAUGUUUCGGCAGGUCAUAGACCGUGUUAUUGCACUGAUCCAUGAACAGCAUAAGUCCGCUAGUGCAAAGGAUAAGAAUGUGCCAACCAAGACAAUAAUCUUGUGCGGUGGGCUCUCUGAAUCUGUCUACGUUUUUAAUGAGAUCAGAGAUGCAUGCAAGACACUAGUACCGGGAGCAGAGGUCAUAAAACCAGAAAAUGCAUGGUCUGCGAUUAGCCAGGGAGCUGCCCUGAAGAUUCUGCAACCACGUGUUGCGUCCCGGCGUAAUAGGAGGAGCUACGGAAUAUGCGUUCAUCGUAAAUUCAUCGAAGGACUGCACAGGGAGCAAGAUGCAUUUGAGAUUCAAGGCAUUGGAAAGCGGGUAGGCAAACUGAUGCACUGGCACGCUAUCAAGGGAGCAGCAACCAAAGCCAACAAGAAGGUUUGGCUCAAGACCCUCGUUGAACUUGGCGGGGUCAAUGGGGAGGCGGGCACGGUAGCCAUCUAUGCCAGCGAGGCUGAUGACCCGCCGAUUAGGGUGGACGAUCCACGCGUGUAUAAACUUGGAGAUGUGAAGUUGAGUUUCGCCAAUAUUCCUCACCCCGAGAAAAAGAAGGUCAGGAGCAGGUACUCUUGGGCUGGACGACAGAAUCAUUAUGUGCAGAAAGUCCACAUUGGCCAGGUAAUCCAGCCAGAGAGUAACACGGUCGAAUUCAUAGGUCGGGUUGGCAGGAAAUGUGUGGGAAUUAGGACUUUCAAAUAUGAGGACACCGGCGGCUCGACCCAAGGACCGUCUACUAGGUCAGAUGAGGAUGACAAUGACGAGGUCACAGGAGAUGAGGGCUUGAACGACGACGAACCCAUCGAAGAUAGCGAGGAAUCUGAAGAAGAGCUGUUCCUAAGAAACUGA